AUGUCGGAAGUCGUGUUUGAAGAGACAGCCACGAUGAUUGCCGCAGGGGAAUUGCAGUCAUUUGUCCCGUUUGGCCGUGAGCACUGCAGGAACCAUCCCAACGCCUUUAAUCUACAGCUUAGAGAGCUCCAGCCUGCCUCAGAGCUCUGGUCAUCUGAUGCUGCUGGCCUGGUGGGUUCUCUUCAAGAAGUCAGUCUCCAUGAGAGAGAAAGGGAAUAUUGGCAGCUAAGAAAAGGCGGGGCUGGUAUCGAACAGGAGGAUGUAGAUUUUGAAGAGGAACUAUACACAGCAGGAAAUGUGGUUGUUUGGAGUCACGGCAGCGGUAUACAAGCCUCCAGUGUAUACAAGGCCUUCACUGUAGACAGCCUAGUGCAGAAGGCCAUGUGGUGUGACUUUGCUCUUCCAAAGAUUGAGAAAGAUGCAACAGAAGAAGAGGUGGAGCACACUGUAUGCAUCAUGCAGAGCAACUGUAUCAAUGUUCACACUGUAACUGGCAAAGAUUUCAUUUCCCCACUGCCCUUCCAGGUUUCAGAUGUUUGGCCAUCAAAGUUUGGACUUGUGUUGGAAAGGAAAAACACAGUGUCCGAUUCACAGCUCAGCCUUCCAUGUGAACCGCUACCCACAGUGUUUAGUAUGAUGCACCCUCUUGAUGAGAUUGCUCCAGUUGUGUGCAAACCAACAGGGAGUGGUGUGCAGUAUGUGUCUGAUACAACCAUGAAGAUUGUAUUUAGCUGUUCGGAGCCCUCAAUGAUGGUCACAUAUGACACAUUACAAGGAACUCACUCUGUGUGGGCCCUGCGCCAAGUCACACAUGAUGAGAAGAACACAGUCCUUCGGUGUCCCUCUGAGCCUGUUGGUACCCCAAUGGGUGUGGUGGCUUCUAGUUUUUUGACUUCUCAUUUGCGAAAUAUUUCCCGAUUGGACUCUCCUGGAGGUCCAGGCGUAACUGGACAUGGUGUUGCAACUGUUCCAAGCUGUGCUGUUGGUACCAGCUCCCCUCUUCAUUUUAGUGGUCUACAUGGCCACCAGAGCAGGAUUAUGAUGUCCUCUCCAGGAUUUCACUCUCGUGUUGGUUCACCAAGUAUUUCCAAUAUGGCUGCUUUGAGUCGAGCCCAUUCCCCAGGAAUGGCAGCUCCUUCUUUUUCAGGAGCAGCCCGUUUCAACACGUCUUUCCACAGCCCCAACCCAAGAGCGCAUGUCUUGGGAUCAUCUCUCAACAGUACUGUAAAUGACACUUUGCUGGUCCCUGAGAUGGAGCCCAUUAUUCCAGACUUGUGUUUGGAACAGCUUUGGAGUGAACCCGUCUCUGCUGGAAGUCAGAGAGAAUUGAGCAGCCAGGCUUCUAAGGUCUUCCUCACAUCUGACUUUUGUGGGGUCCAAUACCUCUGUUUAUUGGUUGAGUCCCAUCAACAGCUCAGGUGUGUCAAGUAUAUUGAGAGCAAUGAGCCCUGUCAGUGUAUUUUUGCCUCAGUCACUGCCAUUCCUGCAAAGGACGCAGCACCUCUUGAGAACAUUGAUGCCAUGCUGGUCCUGGAGGCCUGUGGUAGUCUGGUGCUUUACACUGGGACAACCAGGAUCAGUAAAGUUUUUGUCUCCGGACUCCUGGGUCCUACAUUCAUCUUUUCAAACCAUGCUUCUCAUCUGACAUUAGGUAGAGUUGACCAUGUCAGCACACCUGCUAAUGCGGGGAGCAGACACCUCCAAAUACUGGAUGAGGCUGCAAUGCCUUCUCCUGUGUCAGGACUGAGAAGGCCUCAUAUAAAGCAUGAUGAUGCUUCAUUUAUGGAUGAUUGCUCCUUCCAGCAUGUGACCCCUCACAUAAGCGCUCUGCGAGACCCCGUAUGCAACCGUGUGUCUCUCGAAUUGGGCAAUGGCACAAUGCUAAGGAUAUCCAUCCCAGAGAUUGCUACAUCUGAACUUGUAAGAAAAUGCCUUGGUGCCAUUCGCUUCAUCCUUCCAAAAGAAACUGCCAUGAAGGUUUUGGUGAAAUGGUACAACAUCUACAACGCUCCAGGUGGACCUAGUACCCACGCAGAGUGGAGCAUGUUUGUCACUUGUUUCAUGACACUUCUGGGCUACAAUACAGAACGACUGGGAUGGACUCGCAAUCUUCAAUUUGAAGUGCCUCUCUCUCCUGUGAUUGCAGCCAAAAAGGCUCGCCCUUCUGAUGGAGGCUCUGAUGAGGAUUGGGAAUAUUUGCUGGGUUCUCACUAUCACCGCCAGAUAAAUUCUCAGCCCGCUUUUACCCGUGCAGAGCCGCAGGUGUCUUCUCCCUCCAGUCCAUCACCAAAGUUGGACAGUUCUGCUCUGCUUUUUCCUCACAUUCCUGCUCUGUUCUAUGUACUGCAUUUAAUCUACCAGGAGUUACUGCUGGAUGAGCUGCAGAGAGCUAGUGCGUCCUCGCUGCUCUGUCUGCUGCAGCAACUCGCCAGGGACCUACAGUUGGACUCAUAUGUGGAUCUUUAUUGGAGAGACUACCCCUCUUUGAUUAGAUGCUUCAGUGAAAGUUGUCUCAUAGACCUGGGUCAAAAUUAUAAGAUGAAUUGCCCUGUCUUUUUGAGGGAGGACCCACCAUGUGUGUUCCGCUGGCUCAGCAGCUGUUUAAGAGGAGAGGAAGUGCCUCCUUUUCCAUAUCUGCCCAACAUUUGUCAGAGGACUAAGUUACUUAUUUUGAGUUAUGCCCUAUACAUUAGUGGAGACAAACAAGCAACUUCCACCCAUAUGUCCAAAUAUCUUGUCAAACUCUCUGCUGGUCAUAAGUUUGUCAAUGAGCCACACUAUAGAAGACAAAGUAGUGUUCAUGUUAAGUUUCCUUCAGAGAGUCUGGCUGAGCAGUUGGUGGUCUGGUUGGCUUCAGAAGAUUUUACUAUAAAAGAUCUCGAAUCUGUUCCGUUUGGUGUCGCACUUCCGAUCAGGGAAGCAAUUUACAGCUGUCGUGAGCAACCAUGUUCUGAUUGGUCCGAAGAAGUCUGCCUAUUGAUCGGACGUCAGGACCUCACAAAACAAGCCCAUAAGAUGACCUUGAUCAAAAGCAAAAAUUCUGUGGGCUCUGGUCUGUCUUUGGACCCUCCAGCCUCUACUGAAGCAGAUGGGGAGGAGGAUGGAAUGUCCGAUAUAAUUCAUGAGGUCACUGGACUGAUUUGGAGUCAAGACCUCAGAGUCCAAGAAGUGAGAAGACUUCUUCAGAGCUCCAGACCGGUACGGGUCAGUGUUAUCCAGCUGCCUGAAGUCUCAGAUCACGAAUACAUAGAAGAAAAGGAAAAUAAACUUUUGCAGUUGUGCCAGCGGACCAUGGCUCUUUCAGUUGGACGAGGCCUGUUUACUCUCUUUUCUUACCAUCCUGUGCCGACUGAGCCGUUACCUGUGCCAAAACUCAACCUCACUGGACGAGCACCCCCCAGAAAUGCCAUGGUUGAUUUGAAUAGUGGAAACAUAGAUGUCCCUCCCAAUAUGACGAGCUGGCCAAGUUUUCAUAACGGAGUUGCUGCUGGCCUCAAGAUAGCUCCAGCAUCACAGGUAGACUCUGCCUGGAUAGCUUACAACAAACCAAAAAGUCCAGAGCUAGCCAAUGAGUAUGCAGGUUUUCUAAUGGCUCUCGGGCUCAAUGGACAUCUGACAAAGUUGGCCACUCUCAACAUACAUGACUACCUGACAAAGGGCCAUGAGAUGACCAGCAUUGGGCUCUUGCUGGGGGUUUCUGCAGCCAAGCUAGGAACUAUGGACAUGUCCGUCACACGACUGCUGAGUAUCCACAUCCCUGCUCUUCUUCCACCAACAUCCACAGAACUGGACGUCCCUCACAAUGUGCAGGUUGCUGCUGUUAUUGGAAUUGGUCUUGUGUAUCAGGGAACAGGCCAUAGGCACAAUGCUGAAGUCUUGUUGUCUGAGAUAGGACGACCUCCGGGUCCUGAGAUGGAAUACUGUACUGACAGAGAGUCCUAUUCACUGGCGGCUGGUCUGGCCCUGGGAAUGGUCUGCCUAGGGCAUGGCAGUAACCUGAUCGGCAUGACCGACCUGAAUGUUCCUGAACAGUUGUAUCAGUACAUGGUGGGGGGCCACCGCAGAGCGCAGGUUGGAGCCAAUCGGGAGAGACACAAAUCGCCCAGCUAUCAGAUAAAGGAGGGUGACACCAUCAAUGUCGAUGUCACUUGUCCAGGAGCUACACUGGCACUCGCUAUGAUUUAUCUCAAGACCAACAAUAGGUCGAUAGCUGAUUGGCUGAAGCCUCCAGACACUUGGUUUCUUUUGGACUUCAUCAAACCAGAGUUCCUGCUGCUGCGGACUCUCGCCAGGUGUAUUAUCAUGUGGGAUGAGAUCCUCCCAAAUACAGACUGGGUGAAAAGUAACAUACCUCAGAUUAUGAAGGGGACAUUGCCCUCAGAAGACAUCAACAUGGAGACAAUGAGUCAAGCCCAGGACUACAUCACAGCUGGGGCUUGCAUGGCCUUGGGUCUUCGUUUCGCUGGUUCUGCAAACUCUGAUGCUUUUGAUUGUCUUUAUGAAUACGCCAGAACAUUCAUGAAACACAUCAUGACUUUUUCUGCAACAAAUGCUGUGCAGACAGGCUUCUACAAUCUUCAGACUGGACUGUCGAUGGUUCUACUCGCGAUGUCCAUGGUGAUGGCUGGAACUGGAAAUCUGAAAGUGUUGCAGCUAUGCCGUUUCUUCCACAAACGAACAGGUGGAGAGAUGAACUAUGGAUUUCACAUGGCUCACCACAUGGCUCUGGGUCUCCUCUUCCUCGGAGGUGGGAGGUACAGCUUGAGUACAUCCAAUUCGGCUAUAGCUGCUCUGUUGUGUGCCUUAUACCCUCACUUUCCUGCCCAUAGUACAGAUAACCGUUACCACCUGCAGGCUUUACGGCACUUGGCAGUCCUGGCCGCUGAGCCUCGCCUGCUCGUUCCUGUUGAUGUUGACUCCCUGAAACCCUGCUACGCACUCCUGGAAGUCACCUACAAAGAAUCAAAAUGGUAUGAUGAAACAACAGUGGAGCUGAUGGCUCCCACGAUGCUCCCUGAGCUACACCUCCUAAAGCGGGUGAAGGUGAAAGGCCCUCGCUAUUGGGAACUUUCUGUGGAUCUCAGUAAAGAAACUCAACAUCUAAAAUCUAUCCUGUCCAGAGACGGUGUGUUGUAUGUCAAACUCCGAGCUGGGCAGUUGCCUUACAAAGACGACCCACAGGGAUGGAAGAGUUUACUUGCAUCAACAGUCAAUCAUCGGCACUCUGGUGCUGGGGCCUUUAAGCCUGAAGCCAUCUCUACACUGACGUCUGACCCUGUUCUUGUGUCCUUUGCCCAAUUGUUUUGUAAUAACUCAGAAGAAAUGAAAAAUAGAGAAGAAACUCUGGUACUAUUUUCGGCAAUGCUGUACGAAUGUGUGACGCAGGAAUGUCCAGAGAUGCUGCCCACAUAUAUUGCCAUAGAGCAGGCGGUGGGGGCUCUGCGACAGGGGGAUUUGCCGCAGACUUUCUCCUUGUGGCAGCUGCGGCUGGUGGUGGAGCUCUGGGACAGUCGGGUGAUGAAGGGCUUUGAGAGUCGGCACGCGGCCCUGCUCACCUCAGAGUUUCUCCCAGUCAUGAAGAAUAUGGUGGAUGUGAUUCUGGACAAGUGGCUGAAAGACAACGGUUCAGUGCUGAAGUGCUACAUGAACGGGGAGAGCUUUCCUAAAGAUAUCCAGUGUGUGGCGUUGGCCUGUUUUCUCAUCUACAGGUCCAUCCCCUAUCUCAAAAACACUCGCUCUCAACUGGAAGGCUGCAGUUCAAUGGGAGAGUUGAUUUCAUGUGGCAGAGAGUUGGGGAUCCCUUUUCGAGACCUGCUGAGGCUGGCCCCUCUGCUGCUGAACUCCACAGCAGCAGGAUCAGCCCUAUUUGCCGUCUGA
Knipowitschia caucasica is the source of this 5877-nucleotide messenger RNA. NCBI's taxonomy places the organism in Eukaryota, Metazoa, Chordata, Actinopteri, Gobiiformes, Gobiidae. The record is from the annotation of a GenBank genome assembly.